Lasiodiplodia theobromae is the source of this 1242-nucleotide messenger RNA. Its product is annotated as Fmn-dependent dehydrogenase family protein. NCBI's taxonomy places the organism in Eukaryota, Fungi, Ascomycota, Dothideomycetes, Botryosphaeriales, Botryosphaeriaceae. The transcript has 6 exons. The record is from RefSeq and is a predicted model, not a curated record. Bases 1 to 1242 code for a protein of 413 amino acids.
AUGGGUGCAUUGGAAGAUAGGAGAUGGCUCGUGCUUACUUUUGUCUGUCUGGUUCUUUCUGUUGACCUUCCGAUGAUAUUAUUUCAUACCUACGUAAAGUUAAAAUUUGAAAAGCGGGUGUCAGCCGACGACUUGGUCAUUGCACUUGCAGAUCUACUCUGGAUUGGCUACAUCAUAUGCCAAGUCGCCGCGUGCAUGAACGGAUUUGGCGCACACGCGGCAGAUCUGAGCAAGGAAUUCCACUACAUCAACUCAUCAUCAGCUCGCAAUGGCGACCUCGCUGAAGCCCUCCGCUUCUGGUACCUAACCACCCUCUUCCACGUUCUCUCGAGCGCGGCAGCCCGCAUCUGCAUCGGCCUGGCCUCCAUGUCUCGUAAAGCCUUCCCCUCGCGCCGGCGCCUCGUAACAAUCAACCUCAUCAUUUCCACUUCCACCAGCAUCCUCUUCUUCUUCCUCUUGCUCUUCCAAUGCACGCCCAUCUCCGCCUACUGGUCGCGCGACCGCGCAGCUGCGCAUGCGUCCUGCUACACAGCGCAGUUGGCGGUGCCGUGGUACGUGUUCCUCGGCGUGAGCAUGGCGGCGGAUGGAGUGUUGAUGAGCUUUGCCGUGGCAUCGGCGAUGGGUAUGAGGCCGGGGCAAAGCGGAAAGUUGGCGGAGAGGGUUGCGGCGGGGUUCUUCAAUUUAUUUGCGUUCGGACACGUCGUCGCCACGGCCAUCCAAAUCACCUACGUCCCCGGCUUGACCAACCUCGACGACGUCACCUGGACAGCCACCCCCUUCGCCCUCCCCUUCCUCCUCGGCCCCUCCUUCGCCCUCCUCGGCGCACACGCCAGCAAAGUCGCGCCCGUCGUCCACGCGCACCGGGCCAGCCUCUCCGUCUCCAGCACCACCACCACCACCACCACCACCACCACAGGCACGACUGGUAGCAUCAACAACAACCGCGACUCCCUCGUCCGCGAGCUCCUACGGGAGCGGAAGGAAGAAGAGAGGAGCAGGAUGAAAGGGAAGAAGAACAGGAGCAGGAACGACGGUGUUGGAGGAGUAGUAGGCGGGGGGAGGCUGGUUGUGCUGAGUGGGCGGGAGGGUGAUAGGGAUGAGGAUGCGGCGUUGGCGGCGGUGGUGGAGAGCGGGUUGGCGAGGCUGAUGGAAGAGGAGGAGGAGAGGAGGAGGAGAGAAGGUGGUGGAGGAGGAGGAGGAGGAGGAGGGGGCGCUGGGAUGGGGGCGGAUGGCUGCGCUUGA